Messenger RNA from Glycine soja, 2315 nucleotides. Its product is annotated as cysteine-rich receptor-like protein kinase 2. Bases 236 to 2194 code for a protein of 652 amino acids. Gene Ontology annotation, biological process: protein phosphorylation. Gene Ontology annotation, molecular function: protein kinase activity; ATP binding. NCBI's taxonomy places the organism in Eukaryota, Viridiplantae, Streptophyta, Magnoliopsida, Fabales, Fabaceae. The record is from RefSeq and is a predicted model, not a curated record. The transcript is spliced from 8 exons.
AUUAAACUCCUUCUUUCUUAUACAUAGCUAACACAAACAGUCCUCCAUAUCUCAGACUUUAAAACUUGGAUAUUAAUUACCUUAGUCCAUCCACACAUGAACAUCAUUAAAAAUUAUACUUUUUUUCUUUGAGAACAUCAUUAACAACUAUACUUUUUUUCAUUGAGGCCUAUAUCAAACCCAUCUUUUGAACCCUUAGAUAUAUACCGAUCCAGUCUGAGAAUCACAAAAGAAUAUGGUGAAACUCUUCAAGGUCGUAGCCUUAACUUUGUUGGUGUUAUGGUCAUGGUGGAGCUUUGAGGGUGCAGUAGGAGACCCUCAACUCUUUUUACUCACAAAUGAGUGCAGCGGAUUUACCACCGCAAAUUUCGACUUGUCCACUUUCUUCCAAAAUCUAAACGCAAGUUUCGCAGACCUGAGAGAGCAGGUGACCAACCAAAGCAAGCAAUUUGCCAUUGCUCAAUCAACCAGCGGAACAAGUCCUGUCUAUGCCAUGUUUCAAUGCAUGAACUACCUCUCCAUCGCUGACUGCGCUGCCUGCUUAGCAGCCGCCGACACCGAAAUCCGCAACUGCUCCACCGGAACCACCGACGGUGCUCGUGUCGUUUAUGACGGCUGCUUCCUCAGGUAUGAGAACAAUAACUUCUAUGAAGACACCACUCUGCCUGGCAACAGUAUGCGUUGUGGAAAUCAGACAGCAGUUGAAACCACUACUUUUAGUACAACUGUACAGCAAGUGCUAAUGGACCUGCGAAUCGCAACACCUAAAAUUAGUCGUUACUUUGCAACUACCAAGACACAAGUGGCUGGUAUUGCAAUCUAUGCCGUUGCACAAUGUGCUGAAACUUUUACACGAGACACUUGUUCGAGUUGUUUGUCAAUUCAACAGAGUAACAUACAAGGUUGUCUUCCCAAUACAAAUGGUAGGGCAAUUGAUCCUGCUGGAUGCUUUAUGAGAUACUCACAGACACCCUUCUUUGCUGAUAACCAAACCACUGAUAUCAGUCCCUUCUUAAACAAAGGAGGAAGUUCAAGCAAGAAGUGGGUCAUUUUUGGUGGCGGUGUUGGAGGUGUAAUCCUUGCUGUGAUCCUUCUUUCAUUAUUUCGCUGGUAUAGAAGAUCCAACAGUCCCAAGAGAGUUCCUAGAGCUUACACAUUGGGAGCAACAGAGUUGAAAGCUGCAACCAAGUACAAGUAUAGUGACUUGAAAGCCGCAACAAAAAAUUUUAGUGAGAGAAAUAAGCUAGGAGAAGGAGGCUUUGGUGCUGUGUACAAGGGGACAAUGAAAAAUGGGAAAGUUGUUGCAGUAAAGUUACUUUCAGCAAAAUCCAGCAAGAUAGAUGAUGAUUUUGAAAGAGAAGUAACGCUUAUAAGUAAUGUUCAUCACAAAAAUCUGGUUCAACUUCUUGGUUGUUGCGUUAAAGGCCAAGACAGAAUACUUGUUUACGAAUACAUGGCAAACAACAGCCUUGAAAAAUUCUUAUUUGGUAUAAGAAAAAAUUCACUCAACUGGAGACAACGCUAUGAUAUAAUUUUGGGCACAGCAAGGGGAUUGGCCUAUCUACAUGAGGAAUUUCAUGUUUCAAUCAUACAUAGAGAUAUUAAGAGUGGCAAUAUCCUCUUGGAUGAAGAGCUUCAGCCCAAAAUUGCUGAUUUUGGAUUGGUGAAGUUGCUUCCAGGGGACCAAUCUCAUCUUAGUACAAGAUUUGCUGGGACAUUGGGAUACACAGCACCAGAGUAUGCACUCCAUGGUCAAUUAUCAGAAAAGGCUGAUACAUACAGCUAUGGAAUUGUAGUCCUAGAAAUCAUAAGUGGUCGAAAGAGUACUGAUGUGAAUGCUGUUAAUGAUGAUAGUGAGGAUGAUUACCUUCUUCGACAAGCAUGGAAAUUGUAUGAGAGUGGCAAGCACUUGGAGUUAGUGGACAAAAGCUUAAACCCUUAUAAGUAUGAUGCAGAAGAAGUGAAGAAAGUGAUGGGCAUUGCUUUGUUGUGUACUCAAGCAUCGGCUGCAAUGAGGCCAGCCAUGUCUGAAGUAGUAAUCCUACUCAGUAGCAAUGACUUACUUGAACAUAUGAGACCAUCGAUGCCUAUCUUUUUUGAGUCAAAUUUAAAGCCCCGCAAUGAUAUCUCUGCUUCAACUAGUUCCUCUAUGACUAACACUACUACCUCAAAUUCUAUAAUACCUGCUCGAUGAUUGAGUAUAUGAUCUAAAAAUAAAUUUUUGUCCAGUUCAUUAUCAAAGAUGGGUAUAAUUAUUUGUAAAUCUUACUUAUUUUUAUGAAAAAGUUACAUUGACAUUCCUGCGGUUUUGUUCA